Messenger RNA from Penicillium argentinense, 1437 nucleotides. RefSeq names its product tRNA (guanine) methyltransferase (gene trm5). NCBI's taxonomy places the organism in Eukaryota, Fungi, Ascomycota, Eurotiomycetes, Eurotiales, Aspergillaceae. Bases 1 to 1437 code for a protein of 478 amino acids. Gene Ontology annotation, biological process: mitochondrial tRNA methylation; tRNA N1-guanine methylation. Gene Ontology annotation, cellular component: mitochondrial matrix; cytoplasm. The record is from RefSeq and is a predicted model, not a curated record. The transcript has 4 exons.
AUGGAGAUCAAACAGAAAUCAAGCGUCCAGGUGCCCCGUGAACUGCCCGCCAUGUUCCGCCCACCCGUCAACCGGGCCAUGCGGACCCUCGACCGGUCAUUCUUCCGCAAGACGAUUCCCCUCGCGACGGCCAAGGUCUUCCAGAAAUCCGAGAUUGCGCGCGUGCGCAAGGAAUUGGGCGCAUCGAAAGAUCUGUUGGUUAUCCCGCGCCUGUCGGGCGUGCAGGAUUUCAAGGAGGCGGAUGGCUCGGUCCUGAAAUCGCUUUUGCUGCGGGAGGAUCUCAUGCACAAUGAUAAGUCAACGUGGUCCCCCAAGGUGACCGAGCUCGUGGAGAAGGGAACUGUGGCUGUUGCACCUUACGAACUGACACUGGAUUACGACUUUUGGAGCUAUGCCGAUAUUAUGAACGCCAUUCUGCCGGAGCAGGAGAACCAAGAAGUCCCUCAAGGGUUCACGCAAGUGGGGCACGUGGUCCAUCUGAACCUGCGCGAGCAUUGGCUUCCUUUCAAGCACUUCAUUGCCGAGGUGCUCAAGGAUAAGAAUCCUACCGUUCGGACGGUUAUCAACAAAACCGAGGAUGUUGGCUCGACCAGCCAAUUCCGCACAUUCCCCUUUGAACUGCUGGCCGGUGACAAUGACCUGAACGUCGUGCAGCACGAGCAAGACUGCGAAUUCCACUUCGAUUACUCCCGCGUGUACUGGAAUAGCCGCCUUGAGACCGAGCACCGCCGACUCGUCGAGAAGUUUCAACCGGGGCAGAUGGUCUGCGACGUGAUGGCCGGCGUUGGGCCUUUUGCUGUGCCUGCCGGGAAGAAGAGAAUCUUUGUCUGGGCCAAUGACCUGAACCCACACGGAUAUGAAGUGAUGAUGGAUGCUGUCCAGCGCAACAAGGUCAAGGACUUUGUCACUCCCUUCAACUCGGACGGUCGGGAUUUCAUCCGCAAUUCCGCUACGCAGCUCCUCGAAUCCGAUCCCGUCGCUGUGGAAAUCCACCCCAAGGUGCGGAGGGAUAGGAAGAGAAAGGCGGACGGGAGCCAAGACCCCCAGCCGCCGGCGAAGGUAUAUAACCGGCCUUCUGUGGUCGACCACUACGUGAUGAACCUGCCCGCCACCGCCAUUGAAUUCCUCGACGCCUUCCAAGGCUUGUAUACUGGCAAGGAAGCUCACUUUGCGCCGCAGACUUCCCAACAACUCCCCAUGGUGCAUGUGUACUGCUUCUCCGGUCAUUCGGAAAAUGAAGUGGAUGACCACGCGAACAUCUGCGAGCGUAUCUCGGAGCGCAUUGGAUACAAGAUCACCCCGGAAGAUCGUGUAGAUGGCAGUGGAAAUGCGGCGAUCGAGCUUAACAUUCAUAACGUGCGGCUGGUCAGCCCGAAGAAGCAGAUGUUCUGCGCCAGUUUCCGGUUGCCGCCAGACGUCGCGUUCCGCAAAGUAUAG